This is a messenger RNA of Phymastichus coffea, 372 nucleotides long. It is a transcript of the gene mRpL42, whose product is annotated as large ribosomal subunit protein mL42. The coding region runs from base 1 to 372 and encodes 123 amino acids. NCBI's taxonomy places the organism in Eukaryota, Metazoa, Arthropoda, Insecta, Hymenoptera, Eulophidae. The record is from RefSeq and is a predicted model, not a curated record. The transcript is spliced from 2 exons. Gene Ontology annotation, cellular component: mitochondrial large ribosomal subunit.
AUGUUUGUUCCGGGAAUGAAUCUUAACGUAAGAUUAUUCAGGUCUCUGUACCAGCAUUCUCUUACUCGUGCUUAUGGCACAAAAUUACCUUCUGAAUUAGUAGUGUUUAUGGAUGAUAUUAUGGUAGUUUGUUGGCAUCCAGAGCAACCGUUUCCAUAUAAGUAUUCAAAACCAUUACCCGAAAAGCAACCAGAGCCUGAAUCUGUUUUGAAGGUGGGAGAUACUGAAGUGAGAAAAAUGUUUCGUCCUAGAAGAGAUGAUUUGAUACCUGAAGAACUAGCUAAAAUAACAUAUACUUGUAAACAUCAGUGGUACCCUAGAGCUAGAGAUAAAAAAGCUAAAAAAACAGUACCAGAUAGGCCAUAUUUAUAA